AUGGGUCUGUGUUAUUCAGUAGAUAGGACCACUGGGAAGGAACCGGGAGAAACCAGCACCACCGCCACUACUGCGGAGACGUCGGAGGACAGACUAGGCUCCGGGCGGUGGCGGCGGCCGAGAGAUUUAAAGUGCGGCGGCGAAAUCGAAGGGAAUCAACAGGUUUUGGGUCGGUUGGUUUCUAAUGGUUCAAGUGAGAUUGCAUGUCUUUACACACAGCAAGGCAAGAAAGGAACCAAUCAAGACGCUAUGCUUGUCUUUGAGAACUUCUGUUCAAGAGACGAUACAGUGUUCUGUGGUGUAUUCGACGGACAUGGACCGUUUGGUCAUAUGGUUGCAAAGAAAGUCCGAGAUACAUUGCCAUUCACACUCUCAACCCAACUGAAAAUGACCUCAGAAUCCGAACAAAGCGGGUUAGUGGAUGAGAGUGGCUUACAGAUCAAGUCUACAGAGGAAGGAGAAGAAGAAGUGCAGAGAAGUGAGGCUGUUGUUACUACAAUGGAUGAGCAAUGGUGUGAGUUGAAUCCAAAUGAGAACAACGAAGAGCUUCCAGAGAUGUAUCUGCCUCUUAAACAUGCGCUGCUCAAGAGUUGUCAGCAGAUUGAUAAAGAGUUGAAGAUGCAUCCAACUAUUGAUUGUUUCUGCAGCGGAACAACUUCAGUCACUUUGAUCAAACAGGGUGAGGACUUGGUGCUUGGGAAUAUUGGUGACUCGAGAGCUGUUCUUGCUACAAGAGACGAAGAAGACAAUGCUUUGCUCGCUGUACAAUUAACCGUAGACUUAAAACCGGAUUUGCCAAGUGAAUCAGCGAGAAUCAAGAAAUGUAAAGGUAGAGUCUUUGCAUUGCAAGACGAGCCUGAAGUAGCUCGUGUAUGGCUACCAAACAGCGACUCGCCAGGUUUAGCAAUGGCACGAGCUUUUGGAGACUUUUGUCUGAAAGAUUACGGUCUAAUCUCUGUUCCAGAUAUCAACUACCGUCGUCUUACAGAACAAGAUCAGUUCAUUAUUCUCGCAAGCGACGGGGUAUGGGAUGUGUUAUCGAACAAGGAAGCUGUUGACAUUGUUGCUUCAGCUCCUAGUAGAAGUACAGCGGCUAGAGCUCUAGUGGACACAGCGGUUAGAUCAUGGAGAAUAAAGUAUCCAACUUCGAAAAACGACGACUGUACUGUGGUCUGCCUCUUUCUAAAAGAUUUAUCAGUAGCCAUGGAAGUUUCAAGCAAUGUGGUAAACGAUUCACACAAAGAAGACUCCAUAGAGAGUGUCAGUAUCAGCAACAAGGAGGAGGAGGAGGACGAGAUUGUCCCGGUUAAAGAGGAAAAGAGUAGAGAGAUUGAGUCGAAGAAGAUGAUGACAAUGACACUUGCAGAAUGUAUAUCGGUUGCACAGGAUGAUGAAGAGUGGUCUGCUUUGGAAGGAUUGACUAGAGUCAAUAGUCUCUUGAGCAUUCCAAGGUUCUUCUCUGGUGAGCUUAGAUCAACUAGUUGGAGAAAAUGGCUGUGA
This is a messenger RNA of Microthlaspi erraticum, 1500 nucleotides long. The record is from the annotation of a GenBank genome assembly. NCBI's taxonomy places the organism in Eukaryota, Viridiplantae, Streptophyta, Magnoliopsida, Brassicales, Brassicaceae.